This is a messenger RNA of Rubroshorea leprosula, 811 nucleotides long. The record is from the annotation of a GenBank genome assembly. Lineage: Eukaryota; Viridiplantae; Streptophyta; Magnoliopsida; Malvales; Dipterocarpaceae.
CCAUCAGAAUCAAUGGCAAAAACCAAGAGCUCUGAAGAAGCUACAUUGCCCACCAAACGCAAGGUCCAAGACCACGACAAUUCCCCACUGAAAGCCCCCAAAAUUGUGCCUCAGGACGAAAUUGAGGACAAAGAAGAAAAUCAGACGAGCAACCACAACAAUUUGGGAACUCCCGUUCCCGAAUCUAAAACCGGCGACCAAGAACCUGAGGUUGAUGCUGAGGAAGACGAAGAUGGUGACUACGAGGAUGAGGAUGAAGACGAUGAUGAGGGAGAUGCUCAAGCGGACAGAAAAGGGAAGGGGAUUUUGAUAGAAGAGGACGAGGACGACGACGACGAGGAUGAUGACGAUGAUUCGAGUGAUGGCGAGGAUGAUGAAUCAGAUGGUGAGAGCGAUUUGUCCGACGAUCCGUUGGCUGAGGUUGAUUUGAACAAUAUUUUGUCGUCCAGGACGCGGACAGGGGUUGUGCAGCCCGGAGUUCGCAUUUCCAAUGAUCACGGGAAGAAAAGUGGCGAUGAUGACAGCAGCGACAGAUGAAGAAUGUGGUUGGAAAGUAUUUUGGAGUUCAAUUUGGAGUGUUCCCCAGUUGGCUCACUACGAUCAACUGUGUUGUGGAUAGUAAUGCUGCUAGAUCAGAGCAGGGUCCAUCUUUAGUUCCAUGCCCAUUCCGACAGGAUCCAUAGCCUAUAUAAGCUUAAGCUGUCAUCCUCGUCCAAACAACCGUUGGGCCAGCCAUAUGUGCUGUGAAUGUCCCAUAGACCAAUCAUUUUCAAUAGUAACAAGUGAAACAACCACCCUACACACAGAUGUU